Molecule: messenger RNA, 948 nt
Organism: Suillus fuscotomentosus
Lineage: Eukaryota; Fungi; Basidiomycota; Agaricomycetes; Boletales; Suillaceae
Exons: 15
Coding region: 1-948 (315 amino acids)
Source: RefSeq, a predicted model, not a curated record
AUGUCGAACACAACUACAAUCACUCCAGAAGAAAUCCAAGCUUUGGACUUGGACCUUAUGACAGCCCCAAAUAUCAAAUAUAUUAGCAUUGCUGCUUUGACCCUAUUUGCCUGGGACCUGAUCCUUACUUUUCCACACGAGUAUAGACUAUGGAACGCCAAGUGGACGCCUGCAAAAGUUCUAUUUUUUGUGAAUCGAUACUUUGCGCUUGGGACAGCUAUCCUAAUAACAUUUUUGACAUUCGACGUUACACCCACAUUGGCCACAUGUAAGCUCAGACACUUUUAUCCCCUAACCUCCCUCAUAGAAAUGUCAGGCUCUGCAAAUACCCUCUUUGCUGUUAUCGCUUUGUUACUAGUGGCCAACAUUGAAAUGAUUCUCCAACUUCGAUUAUACGCGUUGUACGCCUAUGAUAAAAGAAUUGUCCUCCCUGUGUCAGCAUUGUUCGUCGCGGUCUUCAGUGGCAUGAUGGUGAUGGCAGUAAUCAUAUACCAGUAUGAGAAGAAUCACGAAGCUCAGAUCUUUGGCGCAUGCGCUAUACUUGGAUCUGUGGAUUGGCUGUAUCUUUUCUGGGUACCAAUGAUGGGCUUGGACUUUGUCCUUGUCCUGUUAGCAGGCUACAAAUCCCUUCAGCACUAUUUCCAGGUACCAGACAAGAACUGGUCUGGUGCACGUCUUAUGCGUGCCUUUGCGCGAGACUCGAUUCUUUAUUUCCUCUGUAACUUUUUAGUAUACCUAUUCAGUACCUUGCUGGGAAAAUUCGGUCCUGUUGAGUAUUAUCAACUUGGCGCGAUCACGAUCACAAUUAUCCCACCUGUGUCGGCGAAUCGUCUCCUCAUCAAUAUGUACAACUCAGUACACACCGAGGAAGAAGAGAUAGAUAGAAAGAGAGUACACUACAACGUAGAGCUCGUACCCAUGAGUAUGGGAAGUUCGCUCGAGGUGUAG